Mugil cephalus (flathead mullet) is the source of this 2166-nucleotide messenger RNA. It is a transcript of the gene lgals3a, whose product is annotated as lectin, galactoside binding soluble 3a. Gene Ontology annotation, molecular function: carbohydrate binding; laminin binding; IgE binding. Lineage: Eukaryota; Metazoa; Chordata; Actinopteri; Mugiliformes; Mugilidae. The transcript is spliced from 6 exons. Gene Ontology annotation, biological process: positive chemotaxis; neutrophil chemotaxis; negative regulation of endocytosis. The record is from RefSeq and is a predicted model, not a curated record. Gene Ontology annotation, cellular component: nucleus; immunological synapse. Bases 243 to 1382 code for a protein of 379 amino acids.
ACUGUUGUGACCGACUUGACACAUCGACCGGAGGGCGGAACUAAUGCUAGGCUAGCAGGCUAACGCUAGCCAAUCUGCGACCUCACUUUUCCUCAAUAGUGCCCCAUAAACUUCACAUUUGUCACGAGCCCACGGUCACGACGCGGGAAGGAAAAUGUCGCUCGUCCUGUUGCGUAAAAAGUGAACAACUCACCAUUGUUGCAGAGUUGAAAAUCCCCGUGAAGCUACAGCUGCCGCUCUGAAUGAUCAUGGCAGAUUUCUCGCUGUCAGAUGCCUUAGCGGACGACACCCCAAGCCAGGCGAAUAAAAUAGGCAACACCAACCCGGCUGCUCCGGCCAGCAACCCCCCACCUCCUGCAAACCCGGGAUGGCCCGGUUCAGCCCCGGGAGCUCCCACCCAGCCCUCUGCUCCGGGUGACUACGCCGGUGGGUUGUCCGGCCCGGGGGCACCAGGGCAGUUCCCGUUCCCCUCAGGUCCUGGAGCACCGGGGCAAUAUCCAGGACCCCCUUCAGCACCUGGCGGGUUCCCCCCUGGUCCGGGGAUACCUGGACAGUAUCCGCCGGCUCCAGGAGCUCCGGGACAGUUUCCCUCUGGCCCUGGAGCCCCCGGGCAGUUCCCCGGGCAGUAUCCACCUGAAGGAGCUCCGGGACAGCUACCCGGAGGCCCCGUUUCGUACCCAUCCGGACCGUUUCCUUCCGGCCCUGGAGCUCCACCCGGGCCUUACCCAAAUGUGCCUUACCCGGGUUGUCAGCCCGGAGGAGGAGGCAACGGCAUGUACGGACCGGGAGGUCCAGGCGCAUUCCCCCCUCCAGCUGGCCCCGGCUCUUUCCCAGCAUUCCCCGCUGCCGGAGGUUUCCCCCCUAUACCGACUGGAUCGUGGGGGCCGCAUGCAGGUGGAGGCUUCCCUCCCGCCCCCGGCCCCUUUGCCCCCGGCCCCAUGGCUCCGUACGGUGGCCCUGCUGCUCCUGGAAGCACGCUGAUGGUGCCGUAUGAUCUCCCACUUCAUGCUGGAAUUAUGCCACGUCUCGUAAUCACAGUAAUCGGGGAACCUCUUCCUGGUGCAGACAGGUUCAAUGUUGACUUCCUCAGAGGCCCAGACGUCGUCUUUCACUUCAACCCUCGAUUUCACGAGAACACAAUUGUCAGAAACUCCAACCUAGGCGGAUACUGGGGCCCCGAGGAGCGGGACGGAUGCUUCCCUUUCGCUCCCGGUCGUCGUUUUGAGCUGAAGAUCCUGGUGGAGGAGGACAUGUUCAAGGUGGCGGUGGACGGCACACACCUGCUGGAGUACGAGCACAGAGUGGGCGGCCUGGAGGAAGUGACCAUGCUGAGGGUGGCGGGAGACGUCGCCCUCUACAGCGUCGCCCCCAACAUGAUCUGAGUCCGAGAACCCGGGUCUAUCGCUGGAUUUUUAAGUCCUUUCAAAUACUCGGGUGCAUUUUUUUGAUGGAAUGUGCAAGACAUAUAGUCAGCGAAGUGCAAUCGUUGCCCCCCCUCCCUCUCAACCACCCCCCCACCCACCCACCAACCAACCAACCUGGCACAUUUCCAUCAGAACAGGAGGCAGAUUAAACCGGGUUAGAGCUCCACUUUUCUGUUUAACUUCUUUAAGCCACUCACAAACCAAUCUUACUUUAACAUAAUGACUAAGUACAACAGGAAAAAAAAAGAUUUUAGGGAAAAAAUUAAUUUAUACCUUAACUAAAAAAGAUUGUAACACAUUUCAGAUAUUUCUCUAGUGUUUUGUUUACAUGUUUGUUUAUUAUUCGUCCCCUUCAUUUCAACAUCUUGACGAGCCUUUUGUGAUGCAUGAGAGUGAGAUGCUGAAACCUUUUACCCCCCAAAGCGCGUGAAUCUACGCUGACUCUGAGCUGCGUAGUCCCUCUGAGCUCUCAGACUGAAGAGUUAUGUUUAAUGAACUGUGAUUUCAUGUUGAAGUCGCAUCCGAUAAUGUGGAGGGGAAAAAAAAAAGAAACAAAAAAAAAGGGUUUGAAAUAUUAAAAUGGGGCCGCGCGCCGUGAAUAAAGGUCUGAUUUGCUGCCAAAGACGACAGCGAUACAGUAUUUAGGGAUGAUCUAAAUGAAGUGAUGAAUGAUGGAGGCUGUUUAAAUCAGAUUAUUGUACAUUUAUCCUGCCUGCACACAAUAAAUACUGGUUUCCCUGUU